Messenger RNA from Melanotaenia boesemani (Boeseman's rainbowfish), 3898 nucleotides. RefSeq names its product OFD1 centriole and centriolar satellite protein (gene ofd1). Gene Ontology annotation, molecular function: protein binding. Lineage: Eukaryota; Metazoa; Chordata; Actinopteri; Atheriniformes; Melanotaeniidae. The record is from RefSeq and is a predicted model, not a curated record. Gene Ontology annotation, cellular component: centrosome; ciliary basal body. Gene Ontology annotation, biological process: epithelial cilium movement involved in determination of left/right asymmetry. The transcript is spliced from 22 exons. The coding region runs from base 341 to 3538 and encodes 1065 amino acids.
AUAAAACACACACAUAUUUAGAUAUAUAACUGAUUUAUAGAAAAUAAUAUGGUGUGUAUGUGUUUUUUUACGUCAUAACGAUGAGCCUGUCAGUAACAGAAAUGUCCGUUGAUGGAUUUAAAUGUUGUAGGCACACCUCUUGGAAUGAGACGCUGGACGCUUUUAGUUGCCAGGUAGCAAACAAGCGAAAACAAUAUUUUAGUGGAUGCCUUUGGGACAAAGUUUCCGAAAGGAAAGAAAAAGUCUCACAGUAGUUACAAAAUACCCUGAACAUUGUUAGAGACGAAGAGUUUUGUUCACAAGGACGCCGGGCUGUCUUCUGCUACUUUCGGGACUAGUUAUGUCCUCGUCCAAGGAAGAUGCAUUAUCCCCAGAGGAGCUGAGGAAACGACUUUAUCAAACUUUUAAGAACAAAGGAGUGCUUGAUGCUCUCAAGGCACAUCUGCGGAAUCAGUUCAUCCAGGAAUUAAAGUAUCCACCAUUGACAGGAGCUGAACCAGGUCCCAGGCCAGUACCAGUGAAAUCUGAACCCCUUCUCGUUUCAGCUUGUAACAGCAUAGUGGCAGAUCAUCUCCGUGCUUCAGGGUAUGAAUACACUCUUUCUGUAUUCUACCCUGAAAGUGGCCUAUGUAAAGACAAGAUCUUCAAGAAAGAAGAUCUUCUCCAGCUUCUUCAAAUCAGUCCCGCAUCACCCCUUUGCACAUUCUUGCAGUCUAAUGAGGAAAAUAACAGUAAAGGGUUUCUGUUCAACCUUCUAACACAACUUACACACCAUCAUACUCAAAGCCUGGGCCAUGAUGUGGAUACUCAAACAAUCAACUUAUCAAAUUAUGGCGAGUCUCUUGUAGAAAAGAUGAAAAUGAUUGAUAAGGAAUAUGAGAGCUUCAGUUCCAAGGAAGAUAAAAUGUUUUCAUUCCAAUCAAAACUGGCUGCCUAUAGAAAUGAGACUAUAGCACAGAUGGAAGCAGAAAUGAACACAAAGCUGCAGCAUUUUAAAGAAGUUGAGAUUGCUAAGAUGAAGACAGAAGAAAAAUCAAAGUUCUAUAAAGAACUUGCUAAACUGAAGCAAGAACUGGAAAAGGCGUAUGAAAUGAAGGCAAAGGCACUGAUGGAACGAGAGAAAAAUGCCUUUGAAAAGUUACAAAAACAGCAAGAGAUUGAAGAAAAAAAUGUCUACAUACAGAGACAGUCUGUGCUGAAAGAAAUUGAAAAACUACGUAACAGAGAAAGCGAGCUGAGGGUGAGAAUGGAGGCUUUUGAAAAGACUUGCCAAAUUCACACGGAGAAGGUCAAGGCUACCGAUGAGCUUCUGAGGAGGAGAGAGCUGGCUGUGAGGACAAUAGAGGACACAUAUGACCAGAAACUGAAGAAUGAACUUGCCAGGUGUCAGCUUGAGUUAAAGGAGGACUAUAUCAAAAGAACUGAAAGCCUUACAGAGAGUGAGAACAGAAAUAAAGUGGAAACUGCUCAAAUCCAAAAGGAGGCAGCUGUGAUUAAUGCCCAAUUAGAAGAACAUAACAGAGCUUGUAGAGAGAUGAAACGGUUGCAGGAUGAGCUAGACACAGCACAGCAGCAGAUUUCACUGCUGACUCAGCAGAAGGAGCUCUUACGGGAAAGACUGGAGAGCACAAGUGACUACCCCAUUAUGAAGAGACAGAAAGCAGAGCUGCAGGGGCAGCUGCAGCUGCUACAGAAACAGCUGGAGGAAUCCCAAGAGGAGAACCUCCGUCUCCAUGCUGAAAUGACCAAGCCAUCCAAAGAGCAACUGGCCUUGCAGAGAGAGCUUCAGAGGCUGCAGAAUGCUCGCAGACUGGAUGAGGAAGAGUUUGACAGCCAGAAACAGGUGCUGCAGGCACAGCUCCAAAAUGAGGUGGAGCUCUGUGCUCAGCUCAAGGCUCAGCUGAUUGACAGUGAAGAGAGGUCACAGAGGUUGAUUAAGGAUGUCGAGGACAUCAAGAUGCAGCUUUGCCAAACCCAUCAAAUGAUGGCAGCUCUUGAAAAUGAAGUGCUGCGUAACCCCAAGCCUUCUCUUGUUGAUCGCUCGGUACUGGAGCUAAGCACUGACAAGCUGGUUCCUCCUGACAUCUAUACAGACAGAGCUCUGCUGAGGGCCAGGGUGGGUUAUGUUGAUGUUUGUGAAGCAGGUGGGCCCUCACGAGGACACACGUCUCCUUGGAUAGAUUCUCCCGACUCUGACAUUGAGCUGGUGGCAGAAGCCAAGGCUCGCAUCCAGGAGCUGCAGAGAGAGACUGAAACCUUGGAGGAAGCCUACAGGAAAUACCAGCAGAGGGCAGUGUACUCCACUAUCUCACACAUGCUUCCCUCAAGACCCCUUUCCCCACAACCAGCACAUUCUCCACAUCAUCCCAACCCUCUUAGAAAACAGGACUCUCACCAUUCACACAUUCAUUCAACCCACAAAUCAAAAAUGUCACUCAAACCACUCUCGCCUCAAAGAGUCCAAUCCCCCAUCUUGGUUUCCCACGACACCAGAAACCCCUCAACACAUGCACAGCACAGCGUUACUUUCUCUGAAGACCAGCUCCCUGCAAGCGUUGUCACUGACCACAGGCACCACCUUGAGACUGAAUCUUUAUUUUUGAGAGAUGAACAACCUCAGGACCAAAGUUUUACUCCAUCCAACCACCCAUCCUACACACCGAAGACCUUUUCUGAGAAGGAACUUGAAAGAGAAAGCACAGAAGAGGCAGUUGUAUCUCUAGUCACAUUCCCUCAGCUGCCAUCUGACCGACAGAUCUCUCGUGGCCCUCUCAGUGAGGGGGCAACCUUGGGUGACUUUUCUCCAGAGCUCAGUCCACCUCACAGCCCCCAACUCAAGAGCACAGCACGAGAUCAGUCCAGUUCACCAAAGUUACAGCCUGUGUUCUCCAGCUCAGACUCUUCCCCACAGCCUGAGAAGAUUAAUCUAGAAGAUCUCACAGUUAUAUCAUCAGAGCCCGGCCACAUUCCACAGCUUCUCCUGGACACUGCUGUCCCUCUCUCUGAGGAGGCCCCUGAUGGCCCCACCACCCCCCACCCUCAGGACCUCCCAGAAGACCCAACAGACUUGCAAGGUCAACCGGAAGUUCCACAGACUUCAAGUGAAUCUGCCAGGAUGGAAGAAGAGGAAGACGAUGAGCAAAGAUGGGAAAGGGAGCGAAAAGAAAGACAAGAGCGAAGGCAGAAGGAGUUAGAAGAAGCCAAGGAGCGAGAACGGCAAGAACUGGAGCGACUGGAGAAAGAGAUGCUUUUGCAAGAGGUGGAGCAACCAGAACAAGAAGAAAAAGAAAUGGAGGUUAAGAAAGAAGUGGAUGAGGAAGAGAAGGAAGAGGCAGAUAAUAAGGAGGCAAAAGAUCAAAAUCCAUUGGAGAAAUACAUGAAGAUGGUCCUGGAAGCAAGAGAGAAGCAACAUAUGCAGAACCCUGUAAGAGAGGAGACAGGACAAACAAGCCCAGAGGACAAGAGUUUGUCUGAGGAAAAAGAAGAAAGUAUUGCAGCAUUUUCACCUAAAGAAGAGGAGGAUGAUGAUUUCUGGUGAUCUGAUUGCCUUGAGUCAUAAGCAGAUUUCUACAUGCCUCUGUCUACUUGUAAAAUUUGAAGAGGGACAGUUUUGUUUGUAACAUUUUGUUUUAUAAAGUGUAUUUUAUUGUUUUGGGUGGGGGUGUUAAUGCAUUCAUAGAUUUUUUUUUUAACUGUACAUUGUCAAACAAGAAACACACACAUUUAAAACAAUAACUUUUUUCAGUUUAUUUGAAUAAAAACAGUCAUCAGGCCAGUUGAGUCAUGUCAUAAAGGGGUUUCCAGUCAGACAGCGUGCUUGUUGGUUGAUUGAUGUCCUCCUGGUGAUUGAGAGCCAGCCUUUCUUUUUUUUUUUUUUUUUGGUUCAUUCAAUAGGAAA